AUGUAUGGAGUGUUGGUAAUCGGUGCACCCGGUGCCGGAAAGUCCACGUUUUGUGCCGGACUGGCUGAUGUUUUUGCACAGCUGAAGCGAGACUACGUUAGCAUCAACCUCGAUCCAGCGAAUGAUAUUACACCCUAUGAUGUGCAUCAUGACAUACGGGAACUGAUAACUGUGGAAGAGGUCAUGGACAGGUUGCAGCUUGGCCCAAACGGUGCUUUGAGAUACUGCAUCGCAACGUUGUCGGCAAAUAAGGAUUGGCUGUUGGAUAUCUUGACUUCGACACGGGAUCGAUACGCGAUCAUUGAUUGUCCGGGCCAGUUAGAAAUCUACAAGAGCGACGGCGACUUUUGCUCGAUGAUCCAAUCAUUGCAAAAGAGCGGCGUGCAACUCUGUGCUCUUCAUCUAUCCGACUCGACUUACUGUACCGAUGCGGCCAAGUUCAUUUCCGUUGUGAUGAGUACGUUGUCCGUGAUGAUUCAAUUGGAGAUGCCACAGGUGAACGUCCUCUCAAAGGCUGAUUUGCUCCCUGAUGACAUACCCUUUGAUAUAGAGUAUUUUACACAAUUGCCGGAUAUCAGUCGCUUGUUGGAGAUGUUAAACGAUAUCCCGGAACUUCAGAAAUAUCAGAAGCUCAGCGAAGCCAUUUGCCAAAUCGUCAACGAUUACGAUUUGGUUUCAUUUGCAACACUUGACGUGCGGAAAAAGGAGGAUAUGGCCAAGAUUGUCGUCAUGGCUGACAAGGCAAACGGCUACGCAUUUGUCGACCGAGGCGAUAUAAGAGAAAUGGUUAUACCGCGAGUCAUUGAUGAGAAAGUAAGCACCGAUAAACGA
Mesorhabditis spiculigera is the source of this 831-nucleotide messenger RNA. NCBI's taxonomy places the organism in Eukaryota, Metazoa, Nematoda, Chromadorea, Rhabditida, Rhabditidae. The record is from the annotation of a GenBank genome assembly.